This is a messenger RNA of Epinephelus lanceolatus (giant grouper), 3317 nucleotides long. RefSeq names its product protein arginine methyltransferase 6 (gene prmt6). Gene Ontology annotation, molecular function: protein-arginine N-methyltransferase activity; histone methyltransferase activity. Gene Ontology annotation, biological process: chromatin remodeling; peptidyl-arginine methylation, to asymmetrical-dimethyl arginine. The record is from RefSeq and is a predicted model, not a curated record. Lineage: Eukaryota; Metazoa; Chordata; Actinopteri; Perciformes; Serranidae.
CACACAGCCGAGAAGAUGUCUCAUGUCGCAAAGAAAAGAAAAUUGGAUAAAACCCGGCAGGACAGACUGUACUUUGACAGCUACACCGAUGUAACCAUCCACGAGGAGAUGAUAGCGGACCAUGUCCGCACCAACACGUACCGGAUGGCGAUACUGAGGAACAGUGAGUCCAUACGGGGUAAAGUUGUCCUGGACGUCGGAGCAGGAACCGGCGUUUUAAGCAUGUUCUGUGUUCAAGCCGGUGCUAAGAAGGUGUACGCUGUUGAGGCGUGUUCUAUCGCCGAGCAGGCGGUGAGGAUAGUUAAACACAACAACAUGGAGGACAAGGUGGAGGUGAUUCGAGGCACGGUGGAGACGGUGGACCUACCGGAGAUGGUGGAGGUGAUAGUGAGCGAGUGGAUGGGUUAUGCCCUCCUGCACGAGUCCAUGCUUAACUCGGUUCUCUACGCGCGCGACAAGUGGCUGAAGCCGGGCGGCGUCAUCCUGCCCAGCAAAGCCGAGCUGUACAUCGCGCCCAUCAGCGACCCGGUGGUGGAGGACCGCUUACACUUCUGGUACACUGUGAAGGACCAGUACGGCGUGGACAUGUCCUGCAUGUCCGACUUCGCCAGGAGGUGCAUCAUGAACUCCGACAUCACUGUGAACUCUGUGACCGUGGAGGACGUGCUCUCCCACCCGGCCCGCUUCGCCGAGCUCGACCUGUACUCCGUCACCGUGGAGGAGCUGCGGUCGGUGAAGGGCAGGUUCAGGUGCGAGUCUUUCGGCUCGGCGGCAGUGAACGCUUUCUGUGUGUACUUCACGGUGACUUUCCCCUGCCCGGACAAACCGCAGGCGCUCGUGCUCUCCACGUCCCCGUUCAAACCGGAGACGCACUGGAAGCAGGCGGUCCUGUACCUGGACUCUCCGGUGGAUGUGGUGCAAGACACGGUGGUGACCGGAGAGAUCAGCAUGUUCCCCUCAGAGGAAAGCGCCAGACAUAUAUGUAUCCAUGUGGACUACACGAUAGGAGAGCACAAGAGACAAUCUAAGACUUUCUCCAUCCCUGACUGGAGCAGUGAAGCUCAGUCUUAACUUAUCUACAUUUAGUGUUACAGUUUAUUCACCAGGCGACACACUCAGAUGCCUAAAUAUACAUUACUAUCUGUCACUAAACCUGCUCACUGUGAGUUUAGAAACAAAGUGGGGCAGUGACUGAAUAACUUCAAUGUUACAUCAGGUCUCAGUUGAAUAGGCCUGCAGCUGACAUCUGUACAUGCUCAGUUACAUUUAGACUCACAUCUCCAGACUAAAUCUUAAAAAAAUACUAGUACAUCUCUCAAGUAGACACAAACACACAACUGUGUGUGUUGUUUACAGCAGUGACUCCCAACUGGUGAGCUAAGAAAGAAUCUGGACCUGUGGUUGGACCAGCUUGGUCCAGUACAGUACAUGUUUUAGUUUGGAGAUGUUUGUGUUGUUUUUACGCUUGUCUUCACACCUAAUAAACAAUUUGACACCUUAACUGUAGGAGUUAAAAUGCAUAUCCUUAUCGCCUUAUUUAUGCAUUUUAUUAACCUCACUCAAUCAUAAUAACAUGUUUACAACAGCCAGUGCUAAUAUUUUUGUAUUACAUACUGAAUAAUCAGUUUACAGCAUUUAUGACUUACUUUAUAUAAACACAUUACUAUAGGGCUGUAACUAACAAAUCAUUUCUCAGUAAAUCAUUUGAUCUGUAAAGUGACAGAGAAUAUUUUGACCAACCAACAGUCCAAACCCCAAUUAUUGUUGAUUUACUAUUACUAAUAGCAGUACUAACUGUAGCCUAUUUGCUUAAUGCUGUAUGCUUACAAAGGAAAAACAGCAAAUCCUUAUAGUUUAGAACCUGGAACAACUGGGCCUAUACAAAAAGUUAUGAAUGAAUGUUUAAUUGACUGUAUCAGUAUGUUAUGCCCACCCAUUUCCUAAAAAAAGAGGCAAACUCAAGCUUAAAAAUGUAAUUUGAUUUUAAAAACCUUCACUGGGAAUCUAUUUGUCGUAGUUUGUGUGUGGGAAUUUUAAGUGUGUGACACAUCAGAUGUCCUGAUUGGCAGCCAGUGUGAGGAAUGCUAAAAAUGAAAAGGAGAAAGCCAUGAGUGGGACAAUGGUUCGCUUUAUUGUACGGAGCAAAUUACAACAAAGUACCAGUAGAGACAACCUACCAGCAUCAGUAGACAGUAUCACAACAGCUACCUGUCUUAUUUUUUCUCAUUUUUAUUGUCUUAUGUCAUGAUAAGUGUGAUAAUACACGUUACAGAUGCUGCUGUGCACAGAUAUAAAUACAGGUGUGCCUUGAGAUUUUGGCUCGCCCUUUAGUGCGCCUUGGGCACAAAAAGUUUGAAAACCACUGCUUUAAGGAACGUUUGGUAUUUUUGAAUCAGAAGUCAUUUUUAACAGUUGUCAUUUAUUUUCUGUCCAUCAGCUAAUUAAUUAAUAGACUAAUCAUCUCAGCUCCAGCAUUUAGAUUUCAACAGUUAUAUUGUCAGGGUGAUAAAGCGAUGAAACAACAUUCGACCAUCACAAGGAAUCAAAACUCUCCUGGGUGAUGAACAGUUUCUAGGUGUCUGUGUGCAGCUCUGAAAUUCAGAGUGAGGCAGGUUUCAUCUGAGCUUUUACAAAUUGUUGAAUAAAUUCAACACCAUGCUGCAGGCAUCUGAUAUUCUAAUAAAUGUAAUCAUGCAUAUUGUGUGGAAUCUGAUCAAAAUGCUGCAUUCAAAUGAGGAUUAGGCCGAUAUAUUGACUUGGACUAGCUGCAGUCAGGCAGGAGGUGUUUUACAUUGGCUGGUUUUCAGUUUUUAAUAACAAACUAAAUUGGCUCAUUAUUUUGGUUUAAAACGAGCACACACUGUCAUCUGGUGCCAGAAACCACCGACUUCAUCCAAAAGUUGUGAUUCCACUGCAACAUUCUGCACGACAACAACUAACUGGAUUAUUUUUACAACAGAGUAUUUCCCUUUGGGAUACUAAGGAUCAUGCUGAAUCCAAGUGACUGAGUUGUGACAAUGAAGUUUUUAUCCCUUGCAACAAUCAGGAUAAAUCUUUUUUUUUUUUUUUUAAAUGAAAGUUAAUAGUUUAAUGGCUGUUUAAUAAUUUCUCAGCAUGUAUUGGAGAAUGUUAUCUGGUCACUGAUCAGUCAAUGAUUCACUUUGUAUACUACUUUUGAGUAGGCAUACAUUAGGUGGGUUUGGAUUUUGGCAGAUUGUAAUGCAGGGAGUGUGACUGUGUAGACUUUGGAACAGUUUACCAACUACAUGCAUUAUUGAAAAAAUGGAAACUAGGCUCUAAUAAAUUGUUUGACUGUU